Trifolium pratense (red clover) is the source of this 2402-nucleotide messenger RNA. Its product is annotated as disease resistance protein RPV1-like. The record is from RefSeq and is a predicted model, not a curated record. Gene Ontology annotation, biological process: defense response; signal transduction. The transcript has 5 exons. Bases 128 to 2371 code for a protein of 747 amino acids. NCBI's taxonomy places the organism in Eukaryota, Viridiplantae, Streptophyta, Magnoliopsida, Fabales, Fabaceae. Gene Ontology annotation, molecular function: ADP binding.
GUGCUCCAAACAAGAACUGAUGAUGAGGCUACACUUGAAAGAAAGAGCAAAAAAUUAAGCCAUAGAUUUCAUUUUCUCUCUUUCCCUAUUCUGCAGUGCAAGGGAAAAAAAUAGGUAUAACCAUAACAUGAAAAGGAAGAGACAUCAGAGAAAUUUAUUAUUGGGAAGUUGUCCUAUUGCUAUGUCUCUAACUGAAAAAUACGACGUGUUUAUCAGUUUCAGAGGAGAGGAUACUCGUGACAACUUCCUGAGUCAUCUUAAAGCAGAAUUACGAAGAAAAAAUAUCAAUGCAUUCAUAGAUGACGAGAUGGACAAAGGCGAACAAAUUUCAUCGACACUGUACACAAAAAUAGAACAAUCGAUGACUUAUGUAAUCAUUUUAUCUGAGCACUAUGCUUCUUCAGCAUGGUGUUUGGAUGAACUCACAAAGAUACUUGAGUGCAAACAAACAUAUGGAAGGGAUGUGAUACCCGUGUUCUACAAGGUGGAUCCGUCAAAUGUUAGAAAGCAGAAAAAGACUUAUGCGAAAGCUUUCAUUAAGCAUCAACGGCAAAAUAGGGACAAAGUGGAGACGUGGAAGGCUGCUCUUACUCAAGUAGCUGAACUUUCAGGGUGGGAUUCAAAAGAAAUCAGUUCAGAACAUAAUCUCGUUACAGACAUUGUGGAAGAAAUUUUGAGGAAAAAAAUGAAUUGUCAUUGUUUAGUAAGCGAUUGUGAAGGAAUGAUCGGAAUGGACAAUCAUAUUGAACAAAUCACAUCAUUGCUGCACCUUGAAUCAGAGGCUACUCGGAUCAUAGGAAUUUGGGGUAUGUCAGGAAUAGGAAAAACAGCAAUUUCCCAAGCAAUAUAUCACAGACUCGCACCUCAAUUCAAUUCCAGCAGCAUGAUUUUAGAUGUUGAAGAAGAAACAAAAAGAUUUGGACUGCCCAAUAUAGAAAUUCAAUACAUGUCAGAGCUUCUAGAGGAAGACAGACUUACCUCUAGACUGCGGUGCUCGUAUGUUCAAAGGCUGAAACAAACAAAGGUUCUCCUUGUUCUUGAUGAUGUGAACACUUCAAAUUUAAAUAUAGAGCCUUCUAACUUCGGCCAUGGUAGUAGAAUCAUUUUGACUAGUAGAGACAUGAAAGUGCUUCGGAAUGCUAAUGCAGAUGAGAUAUACAUAGUCAAGGAGAUGUGUUUUCAAGAUUCACUACGGCUCUUCAGCUUAAAUGCAUUUAAACAAAAAUAUCCCCUAAAUAAUGCUUAUGAGGACUUGUCAAAAAAGCUGGUAUCAAACUAUGCUAAAGGGGUUCCACUAGCUCUAAAGGAGUUAGGCUCAUCGCUUUAUGGUGAAACAAUGGAUGCAUGGAAAAGUCAGUUGCAAAAGUUGGAAGAAUUUCCUAAUAAGAAUAUUUUUGACAGAUUUAAAUCAAGUUAUUAUGAUGGGCUUGAUCCCCUAGAGAAGGACAUUUUUCUAGAUAUAGCUUGCUUCUAUACAGGACAAUUGGUAUAUGAUGUAGCACAUACACUACAUAGUUGUGGUUUCUAUCCUGUCACUGGACUGAAUGUUCUUAUAGAUAGGGGCAUUAUAUCUAUUUCAGAAGAUAGAAUUGUGAUGCAUUAUCUAAUACAAAAAAUGGGACAAGAAAUUGUUCGUCGGCAGUCUGGAAAUGAUCCUGGAAAUCGGACUCGAUUAUGGAAUCCUGAAGAUAUUUAUCAUGUUUUAAUAAACAAGGGGUCAAAUGCAAUCCGGUGUAUAUUCCUGGACAUUUGCAAAAUAUAUAAGGUUCAACUACAAGCUGACACUUUCCAAAUGAUGAAUAAUCUUAGAAUACUUCAGUUUUAUAAGCAUUUUGGGCAAGGCAACUCGAAUGUGAUCUUGCGAGAAGCUAUUGAAAACCUUUCUCGUACAUUAACAUUUCUUUGUUGGGAUGGCUUUCCUCAAAAAUAUCUGCCACCGGAGUUUUGUCCAAAACACCUCGUCAUAAUUUAUAUGCGUGAAAGCGAUCUUGAGAAACUUUGGGAGGGAGAUGAUCAGGAUUUACCAAAUUUGAAAAGACUUGAUCUUAGUCGUUCUAAGAAGCUUAUUAAAGUGCCAGACCUAUCGCUAUCUCCAAAUAUUGAAGAAGUAAUUCUUAGUGGUUGUGAAAGCUUGACUGAAGUUUCCUCCUCGAGUUUCCUCAGCAAGCUUAACUGUUUGUGUUUAAAUGGUUGUGUUCAGCUUAAGAGUUUGCAUCUUCCAAGGAAUGUUCUGUCGCGAAAUCUUGGAUUAGUUGUUCUUUAUGAUUGUGCCAAGCUUGAACUAUCUUCAAUCAGCUCUAGAACUCAUGUUUUUUUCCACGGGGGCUGUACUCAUCUUGUUCGCGUUGAAAAUUUAUAUUUUCUAUUCUAAUAUAUGAGCUUGUAUUUAGUAACAAUUUAUA